This is a messenger RNA of Ruditapes philippinarum (Manila clam), 714 nucleotides long. RefSeq lists its product as uncharacterized. The transcript is spliced from 4 exons. The coding region runs from base 1 to 714 and encodes 237 amino acids. The record is from RefSeq and is a predicted model, not a curated record. Lineage: Eukaryota; Metazoa; Mollusca; Bivalvia; Venerida; Veneridae.
AUGAUAAAUGAUUUACCUGAAAUAUCCUUGAAUGGCUCUUUAUCAGCAUGUGUGAAUGAUAUGAUGGUUGAUGGUCGAGAUUUCUGGAAGGAAGAAAGUUAUAACAGUUGGGUUAGUGUUGUGGCUCAUGAAAUCAGUCGUAACGGAACGUUCAGAAAAGACAAGUCAGAGGUUGUCAGAAAUUUUAUCAGUGUCACAUGUCCAUCGCAAUCUAACGGUAAUGGGAACUGUAUCAAUGGAACAUGUGUAUGCAACGACGAUUACGUUGGCGAUUCUUGUUUUGUAAAGAAAUCAGCACUUUUAGUACUAACCGAUAUAGAAGGUGGAGGUGAAUGCGAUCUUGCCGACGGAGAUGAUUGUCAUGAUUGUCUUCAGUUUCACACCGAGAACCUCUUGAAAGGGUUCAAGUGCAGGAUUGAUACGGUCGAUCUUGAUGUAAACGGAACAAUUAUCUAUUCUGAUAAACACGACCGUAACGGGGAAUAUGAGAGCGUAUUCGACGGAUACUGUUGUCCCUCGGCUGUAGAGAAAAGGAGAAAGAAAAGAGAUGUCACAUGUAAUACGUUUACUGUUAGAUACUCUGUAUCUAUUAGCAACGAUGGGAUACACUACGGGCCAAGUAGACAUGUUCUUGUCUUUGAUUCAACAUGUCAGUCAUUCGUCGUGAUGCCAACAGGCGACUUGCUUUUCAGUUUGAAAGAAGGGAUCAAAUAA